Molecule: messenger RNA, 876 nt
Organism: Echinops telfairi (small Madagascar hedgehog)
Lineage: Eukaryota; Metazoa; Chordata; Mammalia; Afrosoricida; Tenrecidae
Product: polyadenylate-binding protein 2-like
Exons: 2
Coding region: 1-876 (291 amino acids)
Molecular function (GO): RNA binding
Source: RefSeq, a predicted model, not a curated record
AUGGCAGCAACAGCUCCAGAGGGGACCACAGGCAGAUCUGGAGCCCGUUGGCGGCAGAGCCAUCUUGAGCCUGGAGCCAAUGGUAAAGCCAAACCCUUAGGGGGCACAGAAGACCACCAGAACUGCCUGGAGUCUGAGGAAGUGGAGCAAGAGGAAGUGAUACUGGAUAUUGAAUCUGAGUCAUGGCCUGAGCCAGAAGUGAACCAUCACCAGUCCUGGUCCCAUGCCGAAGCUCCGGAACCAACAGAGGAUGACCCGAUGGAUCAUGCUGAUGAGGAUCCGGAAAUAGAAGCCAUCAAAGCUCAAGCCAGAGAACUGGAGGACGAGGUUGACAAGCUAAAAGAGCUACAGAAAGAACUGAGUCAGCAGAUGAAUAUGUGUUCACUUCCAGAAAAUGAAAGCCCAAGGUUCAUGUCCUUCGAGGAGAAGAUGAAGGCGGAUUCCCAUUCUAUCUACGUUGGCAACGUGGACUAUAGAGCGACAGCGGAAGAGCUGAAAGCACACUUUUACUUCUGUGGUUCCAUCAACCGCGUCACCAUCCUCCGUGACAAAUUCAACGGCCGCCCCAAAGGGUUUGCAUAUAUAGAGUUCUCAGACAUGGAGUCAGCCAGGGCUUCCUUGUCUUUAGAUGAUUCCCUUUUUAGGGGAAGGCUCAUCAAGGUGAACCCAAAACGAACCAACAGACCAGGCAUGAACACCACACACCGGGGCUUCCCAAGAGUUCACUACCGUGGCUGCACCACCAACUACAGUGCCCGCUCUCAGUCCUACUACAGCUCCCGCUCUCAGUCCUAUCAAGGUUUCCACAGCAGGUGCCAGGGCCACAUCUAUAGGGGAGGUCGGGGUAGAGCCACAUCAUGGUAUUCCCCUUACUAA